This is a messenger RNA of Anopheles moucheti, 497 nucleotides long. RefSeq names its product 39S ribosomal protein L34, mitochondrial (gene mRpL34). The coding region runs from base 120 to 392 and encodes 90 amino acids. The record is from RefSeq and is a predicted model, not a curated record. The transcript is spliced from 2 exons. Gene Ontology annotation, biological process: translation. Lineage: Eukaryota; Metazoa; Arthropoda; Insecta; Diptera; Culicidae. Gene Ontology annotation, cellular component: mitochondrial large ribosomal subunit; ribosome. Gene Ontology annotation, molecular function: structural constituent of ribosome.
CGUCUUCCCGGGUCACAACAAAACCUUCCUUCAGCUGUAAUAAUAUUAUCAACACGUCUUGUUUCACUCGGAUUUCGCUCACUUGCUUCACCUAUAUAUAAUAGCUAGACGCACUCCAGAUGGCUCUCGUACGGUCUUUGCAAAUUCUGCUGCCUAGGCUACCGGCAGUUCCAUUCUUUAGCGGAAAUCUGGCAAAUAGCCUCUCGGAAGUGGCGGCUGGUGGUGCCUGGGGAUUCCUUUCCACACGAACUGUAAUUCGCAAUCAAUUUCCACGCGCACGAGAAACCAAACGCGUCCGGGUGCACGGUUGGUGGAAACGUAUGUCUACAGCAUCCGGGCGCCGGGUGUUGAUGAGAAGAAUAUUGAAAGGAAGACACGUGCUAUCGCAUUAAUCUUAAGCGUUUGGGUCUUUCGUUGUAUAGUUCAUACUGAAAUAAGCUAACCACAUCAUAGAUAACAUCGCUCUCGAUGGAAUAAUAGAAUAAAAAUAUGCAAAA